Molecule: messenger RNA, 1880 nt
Organism: Pyrus x bretschneideri (Chinese white pear)
Lineage: Eukaryota; Viridiplantae; Streptophyta; Magnoliopsida; Rosales; Rosaceae
Product: fatty acyl-CoA reductase 3-like
Exons: 10
Coding region: 149-1621 (490 amino acids)
Biological process (GO): long-chain fatty-acyl-CoA metabolic process; suberin biosynthetic process
Cellular component (GO): intracellular membrane-bounded organelle
Molecular function (GO): alcohol-forming very long-chain fatty acyl-CoA reductase (NADP+) activity
Source: RefSeq, a predicted model, not a curated record
CUGUACUGCAACAUAUCCCUGCGCCACUCCCUCACUUGGCUUCGCAUUUGAAGCAUAUAAAUCACUCUUUAACUUGAUCUCUCUUUAGUACACUUUCUUCCUCUCCCACCCUAACUCUCUGGUAUUUACAUCCAACUUUUUUCCUCCAAUGGAGUUGGAAAGUAUCCUUUAUUUCAUUGAGAACAAGAACAUUUUAGUCACUGGCGCCACUGGCUUUCUAGCAAAGAUUUUUGUAGAGAAGAUACUGAGGGUGCAACCAAAUGUUAAGAAGCUCUACCUUCUUCUUAGAGCUCCUGAUACAAAAUCAGCUACUGAGCGUUUGAAUAAUGAGAUAAUUGGGAAGGAUCUUUUUAGAGUGUUGAAGGAAAAAUGGGGAGCAGGUAUGAACUCAAUCAUCUCAGAAAAGCUGACUGUGGUGCCUGGAGACAUUUCUCGUGAGGAUUUGGGCUUGAAUGAUUCUAGCUUGAGGGAAGAGAUGCUGAGUCAUAUAGAUGUCAUUGUGAACUUAGCUGCAACUACCAACUUUGAUGAAAGAUAUGAUAUUGCACUUGCCCUCAAUACUUUGGGAGCAAUGCAUGUAUUGAACUUUGCUAAACAAUGUAAUACAUUAAAGGUGCUGGUCCACGUGUCCACAGCUUAUGUUUGCGGCGAAAAGGAGGGGCUUUUAUUAGAAAACGCAUACCGCAUGGGUGAGACACUCAAUGGGACCACAGGGCUAGACAUCGACAAUGAAAUCAGGCUGGUCCAGGAAGAACUGAAAGAGCUCCGCGCGGAGGGGGCAUCAGAACAAGCAAUCACUCUGGCCCUCAAAGAUUUUGGACUCAAAAGAGCAAUUGUAUAUGGAUGGCCAAACACCUACGUGUUUACCAAGGCAAUGGGAGAGAUGCUAAUAGGAGACCUAAAAGAAAAUCUACCUGUGGUCAUUAUUCGCCCUACCAUCAUCUCCAGUACUUACAAAGAGCCUUUUCCUGGUUGGGUUGAAGGAAUCAGAACCAUUGAUAGCAUUGCAGUUGGCUAUGGUAAAGGAAAAUUAACAUUCUUUCUCUGCGAUAUUGAUGCAAUUGUUGAUGUGAUACCAGCUGACAUGGUUGUGAAUGCAAUACUUGCUGCAAUGGCAGCCCAUGCAAAUCAACCUGGUGAAGUAAUUUAUCAAGUAGGAUCGUCUAUGAGAAAUCCUUUAAGAUAUAGUAAUCUUCACGAUUAUGGAUUCCGUUUCUUCACCAAGAAACCAUGGAUUAAUAAAGAUGGGACGCCAGUCAAGGUUGGUAAGGUUACAGUUAUGGGUAGCAUGGCUAGCUUUCACAGAUACAUGACUGUCCGUUACUUACUGUUCCUGAAGGGAUUGGAGGUGGUUAAUACAGCAUUUUGCCAGUACUUCAAGGGCACCUACGUGGAUCUCAGUAGAAAAAUCAAAUUUGUGAUGAGGCUGGUGGAGCUUUACAAACCAUACUUGUUCUUCAAAGGAGUCUUCGAUGAUAUGAACACAGAGAAGCUGCAAAUGGCAGUUAGAGAAAACACCACAGAGGCAGAUAUAUUUUACUUUGAUCCAAAGUGCAUAAAUUGGGACGACUACAUAAUGAAUGUCCAUCUUCCUGGGGUUGUGAAAUACGUCUUCAAAUGAUUACCCAAAUUGGGAUAUAAGCAUGUUUUGUUUCCUUUCGUUAUGUAUUUAUGUAAUGUAUUUUGGAAUUGGGAAGACUCUAGCAAGUGUAUUUACUCGAGGCUGUAUGCUGUGGCUCCGAAUAUGCAUAUUAUAGUAUACUUCAAUCAAGUGUACGAAUUAUGAUACAGGAUUAUUGUUAUUUUGUUUUAAUAAACAUUGGUGUGAAAAGUUGUUGUCGCCAAUGUAAUAUGAUAUAUGAAAGUGUCAACUUCUUUAA